Messenger RNA from Diospyros lotus (date-plum), 3290 nucleotides. RefSeq lists its product as uncharacterized. The record is from RefSeq and is a predicted model, not a curated record. Bases 916 to 2244 code for a protein of 442 amino acids. The transcript is spliced from 2 exons. Lineage: Eukaryota; Viridiplantae; Streptophyta; Magnoliopsida; Ericales; Ebenaceae.
AGAAGGGGGUAAGGAGAUAGAAUAUAUGUACAAUAUACAAGGUAGUUCAUAACCACCAUAAAUACCAACAUUGCGAAACAUUGUUAGGACCCAGGGCAUAAUUGUAAUAAAAGUGGGUAAUUAAAUAACUAACAGGCAGGGGAAUGUAAUGGGAGGGAAGCCUUAUGGGAGCUAACGCCUACUAAAGAGGCUGUUGUAGAGGAAGAAUUAGUUUUGAUGAAAUAACAAACUCUCCCGCCCUCUUUGUUUCUCUCUCUCUCUCUCUAUCUCUCUUUCUUUCUUUUCUUGUAUUGCUGUUUUAGAAGGAAAUUCCUUUCGGAAUUUCUGCCAUUGUCAAACCCUAAGUCAAGGGCUUGACAAAUUGGUAUCAGAGCGGUGGGUCCUUGGCGGCUCUCCGGUGAGAAAAUCUUGGGUGGAAGACAGACGCACGGCAUGACGGAAGGUACUCAUCUCAAACAGAUGGAGGCGCGUAUGGAGUCCUUAGAGGCGAGCGUGACACGCGUACAGGAGGACGCGGCGUCCAACAGGGAAGAUGUCGCGGCCAUCCGUGACAGCAUCAAAGAGCUGGAACGAGGCCAAGAACGAGCGGAUUUUUACAGCCAAAAGAUAGACAGUAUGUUCAUUAUGCUGUCGGCGUUGCCACAGUUUAAAGUGGCUGGAGAAUUGCAUCCAAGAUCGGGGACCGAGCCAAUCUUGGAGAGGGAUGGAAUCUUGCCUAGGCCGGAGGGAAUCAGGAUGUUGGACGAGUGAGGAGUUUAUGAACGGGAGUCGCAGGGUAGAAAUACAGGCCAUAGUCACCCGCCCAUACCAAGAUUGGAGAUUCUGAUAUUCGAAGGGGAGAAGCCGAGGGGGUGGGUUCGCCGCUGUGAGCGGUUCUUUGAAUUGUACCGCGUCGGGGAAGAUUAGAAGGUGGUGAUGGCAGCGGCAUAUCUCAACGAUAUUGUCGAUGCAUGGUAUCAGAAUUGGAAGCAGGCAGAAGGGCCAUGGGUGUCAUGGAGAACCUUUGCGGAGGAGUUGUGUGGCCGGUUCGGAGAAAAAAAUAUGACCGACAUGGUAGAAGAAUUUAACAAGCUGCGGCAACAAGGGUCGAUAGAGGAUUACUUGAGGAGGUUCGAGGAGUUGAGAGCGGUGAUCGGAAUAGCCCAUCCCAGCUUGUCAGAGACCUAUUUCGUCUCAAGUUUUAUCAGCGGUUUAAAGGAUGAUAUGCGAUCAGUGGUGAAAAUGUUGGCGCCAGCGACAGUUAAACAAGCAGCGGAGAAGGCCCGCUUGCAAGAAUUGACUUGGGAAGCAGUAUUCAAGAAGGGCAGGACGUGGAAUCACGUAGGAGCACAGCAAGGAAGGGGUAUAAGUUUUCCUUCGGGGGAAUAUUCUAAGUCGACAAUGGGAGUGAGUGGCCAAGGAGGACCCAGGACUAGUAAUAACUCGAGAAGUAAUAAAAAUUCAACAAUGGAACAGAGGCGGCAACUGGGUUUAUGCUUCAAAUGCGGCGAAAAAUAUGGGCCCGGACAUCAGUGCAGAAGAUUGAUGCUGAAGAUGGAGGGGUCGGGCGAGGACGAUGAGGCAGAGGAGGAGCUGUUGGAAGAAGUCGUAGAAGGGGAAGGUAGAGAACAAGAAGAUUACGAGGAUGAAGGAGGCCAGAUCUCCUUCCAUGCCUUAAAAGGUGGUUCAACUGGAAGGAUUAUUCAGGUGAAAGGCCAAGUGGGAAAGAAGAGACUAGCGGUGUUAAUUGAUAGCGGCAGCACUCAUAGCUUUCUAAAUAAAGCUAUUGCCGUAGACCUCAACUGCAAGAUGACAGAGACAGUUCCCCUAUCGGUGACCGUAGCCAACGGUAAUAAAAUGUAUAGUCACCACAAGUGCUAUAAUUUCAAUUGGGUCAUGCAAGGAGUGGAGUUUAUGGCAGACUUUAGGGUGCUGGAGUUAAGGGGAUGUGACGUAGUCUUGAGGGUAGAUUGGAUGAAGACGAUCAGCCCGUUAACAUUUGACUUUAAUAAGCUAGAGGUGACAGUGGAAGUUGAGGGAAGGAAGCUGACUUUAGUGGGAAAUUUGGAACAAGGAGAAUGCAAGCUGAUUUCAGGAAAGAGAUUGCAGAAAUUGAUACAAAAAAACAGUGGACAAAUCACCCAUCUGUACUCUCUAAGAGGUAUGGAGGAGGAGGAUCAAGCAACCAAUGUGGAAGCUGAGUUGAAAUUACUAAUGAAUGAGGUUCUAGUAAAUCAGAUGUUGCUGCUUUCAAGCAUUACAUAGGCUCUCAGUUUAAGCUUAAGGAUUUGGGUGACUUGAAGUAUUUUCUAGGUGUUGAAGUAGCCAGAUCUCAGUGGCAUAACCAUAUGUCAACGGAAAUACACUUUAGAUCUGCUAACAGAUUAUGGACAGCUAGGCAGCAAACCGGCUUUGACACCUAUGGAUCCUAAUCAUAGAUUGUCACAAACUUCCGAGGGAACUCUUAUUAAUGCAACAUGUUGCAGACAGCUGGUGGGGAAGUUGAUCUAUCUCACGUUUACCAGACCUGAUCUUGUCUAUGCUGUUCAAGUCUUGUCUCAGUUUAUGGACAAACCAGCAGAGAUCCAUUUAAAGGCAGCAUACAGGGUUUUGAAGUAUCUAAAGAAGGCACCAGGUCAAGGCUUGUUUUUUCCAGCACAAUCCUCUCUGUGACUGGAGGCAUAUUCUGAUAGUGACUGGGCUGGUUGCCCAGACACCAGAAGAUCUAUUACAGGGUUUUGUAUUUUUAUUGGAGGUUCUAUGGUGAGCUGGAAAUCUAAGAAACAGACCUUAGUGGCAAUAAGUUCUACAGAAGCAGAGUACAGAGCCCUUGCAGCUACUUGCUGUGAAUUGAUUUGGAUUCUAUCUGUAUUAAAGGAUCUAGGCAGCUUGUCAGUUGCCUGUGCUAAUGCAUUGUGACAGUCAAUCAGCUUCGCACUUAUGUGAAAAUCCAGUCUUACAUGAGAGAACAAAACAUAUAAAGGUUGUCACUUUCUCAGAGAUAAGAUUACAGAUGGAUUGAUUCUGCCACAAUACAUUUCUAGUACUGAAAAAAUAGCAGAUGUCUUCACCAAGGCUUUGCAGCCAGGGAAAUUUUAUUAUCUGAUGUCCAAGGCUCAUCUUGAGGGAGAGUAUCAAAACAGUACAGAGUUAGUUGGAUAGUUAUUUGUUUUGUUUGUUGUUAGUUAGUUGGUUGAGACAGGUAGAAUCUGUUACCUGUUAGUUGCAACAAUUCUGUAUAUAUAUUUGCUUUCCUUCUUUGUUUCCUCUGAUUUUCUUUGAAUAAAAACAAGAGCUGCCUUUUCCAUCUC